AUCCGCCUCCUCCUCCUCCUCCUCUUCUCCUCUCUCUUUCUUCUCUUUUGGCCUUUGCAAACCAUACACAGACCCCAGAAACGCAGAGGGAAAGAAAGGGAGGAGGGAGCGCAAAGCAGGACAGUCUUAAUCUCAAAGCCCAGCAUUGUCUCUGUUUCUCUCCUGACGUUGCCUGCUGCCACCGUCCUCGCUUGCUAUUUUCAGAUCCACGCAACGCUUUCUCUCCUUCAUAUCCAUCUAUACAUCUUCUUCAGUUUUGCAACUAUGGUUUUCUGGGUAUUUGGUUAUGGUUCACUGGUGUGGAACCCUGGGUUUGAGUACGAUGAGAAAGUCAUAGGCUUCAUCAAGGAUUACAGGCGUGUUUUCGACCUUGCAUGCAUUGAUCACAGAGGUACACCUGAAAAUCCUGCAAGGACUUGCACCUUGGAGCUCAUUGAAGGAGCCGUUUGUUGGGGUGCUGCUUUUUGUGUUCGGGGCAGUCCUGAAAAGGAAAGGGCAGCAAUGGAGUACUUGGAGCGGAGAGAAUGCGAAUAUGAUCAAAAGACCCUUGUGGACUUUUACAAGGAAGCAGAUCCUCUGCAGCCUGCUCUAACUGGAGUUAUUGUUUUCACAUCUACUCCAGACAAAGUUUCAAACAAGUAUUACCUGGGGCCUGCUCCAUUGGACGAAAUGGCUAGGCAAAUUGCAACUGCUGUUGGACCCUGUGGAAACAAUAGGGAUUAUCUCUUCCUGCUGGAGAAGGCCAUGUUUGAUAUAGGGCAUGAAGAUGACAUGGUCAUAGAGCUGGCAAAUGAAGUGAGGAAGGUACUUGGAACACUGGGGAAAGGAAUUUCCAAGGAGAAGAAGCUAGUGGGGCCGCCUCACAUGCCGCUUAAAUCCCAGACCCCCAUCCCAUCGAUGCAGUUGCGUCUGCUUCCGGAAGCUGUUGCAAUGGAUUCCUAGGUUUUUGCAUGAAGAAUCAGUCACUAGAAGGGCGAACCUUGCUAAUGCUAACUCAAAAAUUACUCUAGGGGAAGAGUUAUCCCAUUAUUGUUACCUGGUUUAACCUUAUUCAUAGAGCGGUUUUGCGGUGAAGACACGAGAGAAUGGAUGUAGUAGGUUUAAACUUGUAAUGUGCGUUUAUUUCAGUUUCUAAUCAAAGAAAAUAAUACUACACUUAAUGUUUAGAUGCG
Messenger RNA from Theobroma umbraticum, 1172 nucleotides. Its product is annotated as ChaC-like family protein. The record is from RefSeq and is a predicted model, not a curated record. Gene Ontology annotation, molecular function: glutathione specific gamma-glutamylcyclotransferase activity. Gene Ontology annotation, cellular component: cytoplasm. Gene Ontology annotation, biological process: glutathione catabolic process. NCBI's taxonomy places the organism in Eukaryota, Viridiplantae, Streptophyta, Magnoliopsida, Malvales, Malvaceae.